GGAGCAUCAACAACAGCACGAUUAUGUGCAAACAUUUCUAUCGAAACAUUGAUUGGAGGUCAAACGAUGAACGCAAAUAUUAUGAAAUGCGCAAGCAAGGUAUGAUUGUGAUGAAGCUUCUUUUUUGUAGUCCCAAAUCAAACUUCCCUAGUGUCAAACUAAACAGUGCUACCAUACUUGUUUUCAGAUGACACAACUAUCUAUGAUCCUUCUUUUUCCAAAGAAUUUACAUUUCGUGCCUUAGUCAAUUUGUAGCCUGCGUAGCAAGCGUUUCCGAUCGAAGCAUGUCCCCUCCCCCCUUGGGUAUUUGUCGGACAUUUGUCAAGUCGCCUGAUCCCAUGGGUGGGGUAUUUGUCAUUAAAUUUUGUAGUUAAUGUUGAGGGAUCUACAUCACAUAGCAAGGACCUACAAUGUGGUGUUCCCCAGGGGUUUGUAUUGGGGCCUAUACUGUAUUUGCUGUAUACGUCCCCACUUAAUGACAUCGUAAGAGCCCAUAUCACUUGUAGCAUAUCACUUUUAUGCAGAUGACUCCCAGCUAUACUGCUCUUUCAAGCCUCAAGAUCAGGUCACUUCAGUACGAGCGAUUGAAUCUUGUUUGAAUGACAUUGAUGCAUGGAUGCUUACAAACAUGUUAAAGCUGAAUAAGAAAGAAAAAAACAGAACUCCUAGCGAUUAUCUUGGCGCCGAAAUUAAGCAUCAAUGCUCUGACUCAAAGAUGGGAGGCUUUGGAAAAAUCAUAGUAUUUUAACUCGAAGAAAUAUAAUAGCGGAGCUCCGCGCGCGAAGCGCGCCAGCGGAGCACCAUGGGUAAAUAAAUCUACCCAUCCCAGAAAAUUUGGUAAUCACGUGACCGAGCGACCGAGCGACCGUCCGUCCGCACCACAGGCAUACCAAUGUUUACUCUCACACUUUCUAGCUACUUUGGGAGCCCAGGAGAAAGCUGAUUGCACAUCAAUGUUGUCAUCAAUUGACAGCUGUCAAAACAGGGUAACCAGUAUCACCUGAUCGUAUCACGGGCUCAGGUGUCGACCCAUCAAGGUCGAGUAUUUUUUGAACUUUUCCGCUGACAAUUUACUCGUUUUCAAAUGAUCGCAGGCUCACGUUUACUUUUUAUAAAAUUCAUAUUAAAUAUGUUGUGUUUAUGUCAUUAGUCAGUAUCGCCCCGCACUAUUACGAUUUUGAUUUCAAACUGACUUCAGACGCAAAAAUUCAGCCAGUUUUUUAAAAUACAGGCGGAGAAGACCUUUUCUUACCAUGGUCUCGUGUUGGUCACGCUCCACUUCCAAUUGUUAUGCGGGUGACAGGUCACUUCAUGCGUAAAAUUUAUGCAGCAUCUUGAAAGUUGUUUACUUUGACAGCUGAAGCUGACAGAGUUUUGAGUCAACUUGUGAUGUUUUUAACUGUCUUUUUCCACUGGAUGUACAAAAUGAAAUACAGCUGCUAUCAAGAGUGUUCUGUUAUUCAUGGCUGGUUUGUUUAUCGUCUGUGGUAAAGGGAUGCAAAGUUUAUUCUCAGAGUCUCUAAGGUUAUAUGCCCUUUCUCGUAUUGCAAACUUAGAACAUAAACAUUCUGGAGCCAACCUGUGUUAAGACUUAUAAACCAUCGCGGCUUUUUCAAUUUCAUGCUGGCCCGCUAGAUUUUUCCAUCCUAGGAGCUCAAACGGGUAUCCAGCGUCUUCAUCGUAGUCUAGUCUAGUGAAAACACGGGCUGCUCUAUUUUUUAGGUUUUGAAGUUUGUUCGUUGUGGUUAUCCCACAGUUUCCCCAAACAGUAGUGCAAAAAUUGCAUUGAAGUGAGGGUGAAUAAGAGCUUGAUAAAUUAGUUGUAAGGUCGCUUGGGGGACAUGGUGCCUUACUCGCUUUUAUGGCCCUGAUGCCAGAAGAUACUUUCUUUAUUAUCUUCUCCACAUGGCUAUCCCAAUCGAGAUUAUCAUCGAUAGGCACUCCAAGAGAUUUAGCAGUAGCGACUUGGGUAACUUGAAAAUCAUUAAUUGCAAGUGUAAGGGAAACUGUUACAGUACUUAGCCUCUGCCUAGAUCCGAUUAACAUGAACUCGGUUUUAGUCAUAUUUAGAGUGAGUUUGGUUGCUCUUAGCCAAUUGUGAACAUUUUCUGAGUCUUCGUUUAAACUUGUCUGAAUAUUGUGAAUAUUGCUGCUCGCGUAUGUAAGAUGGGUAUUAUCAGCGUACAUCCGAGGCUUGCAAUUUGACAGGCAGUUGGGAAGAUCGUUAAUUUAUAAUAGAAACAAUAAUGGACCUAAAAUAGUACCCUGAGGGACACCAGGGCUUAAAGAGCAACUGCUAGAGAGGAGACCAUUGCGUGUGGUCCUUUUAAAUAUGACUGAAACCAUCGAUGCGCAGUACCCUUAAUACCGGAGAGGUUUAGUUUUGAUAAAAGGAUCUCGUGGUUCACCGUGUCGAAAGCCUUUUUUAAAUCUAGGAAUACGACAGCAUUGCCUGCCACGGUCAAUAUUAUAUGCCCAAGUAUCCGUGGCCUCAAGAGGAGCCGUCACAGUUAAAUGAAUAGCACGAAAGCCCGAUUGAUAUUUACAGAUGAUGUCAGAUGUCAGAUGAUGUCGUGUUCUUCUUAAAUAGGCAUAUAAUUGAUCAUAGACAAUUGUUUCAAACACCCUGGCAACAACUGAGAUCACAGAAAUUGGGCGAUAGUUGUUACGGUCAUCUUUGUCCUGGAUGAAACACAACAGUACUUAAGAAGAGAUUGCUUGGAAAGCACGGGUGUACCAAACAAAUUGUCAAAGAAAUUGGGUCUCUAAUAGGGGGAGAGAUCAAAGACAGCGACAUUGCUGCAGCACACAAGCUUCCUGACUCUAAGAAAGUUAAAAAUCGCAUGAUUUUUAAAUUUCUACAGAGAGAUAAGAGAGAGGAAGUUUACAAGAAGCGAAAGAAUUUGGUUGAAAAGAGAAAAAAAGCGCUCAAUGAAUUCUUUAUCACGUUGAAGCCUAACUCUUUUAAAAUUUCUUCGCAAAUUUGGUUCUUGUCAAAAGUUAGAACCGGCUGGCCGCAUAGGUGAUUUUGGAAAUUUUUUGUACUGUUUCACUAGAAGUCCACGCGUGCUUCGAUGGUCUUGAAUAUUGAAUGAAUGCAAUUUGUCUUGAAAAUUGUGAAAUACUGCAUUUUGUAGAGGUCUGUAUGAUAAAAACAGCGCCUCAUAGUACUCUUUCUCCUCAGAUGUGGUGUAUAAAAAAUAAAAGGUUGUUUUGCACGCACCCAGAUUUAUUGGCAAGAAUUUGUAAAGUAAACUUGUCGAAUGCAAAAAAUUUGUUUUCCACGCCUUAUCUACUAUGAUCAAGAGCCAUUAUUGCUCUUAAAUGUGACCGAAGACUAUUUUUUGGGUGUACCCAGAUUUAUUGGACAGGCAAGAAUUUGUAAACUUGUCGAACGCAAAAAAUCGGCCUGAUUUGUUUUCCACGCCUUAUCUACUGUGACCAAGAGCCAUUAUAAAAUUGCUUUUAAUUGUGACCGAAGACUAUUUUUUUGAGUGUACAUAUAAGGCUAUAUCAACUCGAUACAAGAUUUGUUUCACUCCAAAAUCACUUAGCUUUUCCCUCAAAAGUCGCAUGAAUGCGCCCUUAAGUUAACUGAUUUGUGGAAUUAUAAGUGUAUUGUUUGAUUUAAAUUAUAAAUUUAUCAAUGGGAGCUUCGCUUUUAGCCGUGCCUAAAUCUAUAUAUUAAAAAUUUGGAGCAUCUUAGGGACAGCCCUAUGAUAGAGACGCGUGGAUACCGUGAUCUGGCGAUUUUCAGGAUACCCUAUGGACUUUGGUUCUGGUAAUAGGGUGUCCAACUGUCGAUCGUGGGACUUUUUGCCGUUCCCAACAAUAGGUUGGUGCGCUUUGAUCGUUCUUUUCUGCACCAGAGUUCACAAUCGCGCAAUGAACUCGAAUAUUUCAUUCUCUCGCCUGCAAUUGGGAGAUACCUUCUUUUUAGAUUGACAUUUUGGAGUGGAGGGCACUACAGAAGGGCUGUUUUGGUGAAUGGAGUAUGGAGUCAUUAUGAUGGGCUGUGGGAGAGGAAUUCCCGAGGGCAGGGACUGAAAAAAUGUACAGGGAAGCCGUCCACUCCAAGUGGCUUCCUCCUCUCUCACUGUGUGUACAUUUUCGAAAAGAUUUUACAUUGAAGUGGCCUGUAUCCUUUGAUCUGUUGUGACUGUAGAAUAAUUUUUUAAAGCAUAAAAACAUAGAUAAUGAAUCAAGAUUUCACUGUUAAAAAAAGCAAUAUUUUUCUGAAAAAAAAAUUCGUGCAGAGGGGUUCACCUAAAAAAAAAUUCCUGCACAAGCAGUGAGCGAAAAAAAAAAAUUCGUGCAAGCUGAAAAUUCCCCACUCCCCCCAUCACUUUUCUAAUGGUCCGUCCUUAGUUCCCUUAAUAGUAAGAAUUAUUUAUGUGGUCGCGCAACGUUUCUCCCGAAAUAUUUCGUAUGAAAUGUGCUGACUUUGCAAAACAGGCAGAGGAUCCUGAGUUACUAUUUCAAAGAUGACUCUUACUCUUAACUCUUCUGCAUCGACCAACUGUUUUAACAUACAGCCGUACCCUGCGAUUUAGGAACGAUUUGAUAUUUCUAAGUAAGACCCUGAUUAAAAGAACCGGGCUGACACACUUUGAUAACAAAGCAACCUCGGUUAGCUGGGAUUUCAGUGUCGAGAUGGUAUAAAAGUCCCCUUGGCUGAAAGUGAACCAACCCUUCAAUUCCCGUCCAGCCCGGUCUUAACUCGAGACAUCGAAAAGCAAGAUCCUAAAAAGGGUGUCAGUUGGCUGGAAAACUCGUCUGCUAAUUAAUGAAAUUACCGAAAACUGCUGAUUAUAAGCCUUAGGCUUAUACAUCUUGACUUGACAUAAGUACGUGGUUUUAGGAGCAGGACUUAUGAACUGAAAGGCUUAUAUCCGAGGGGACUUAUAACAGGAAUAGAAUUAAAGAAGCUAUAGCAGUGCCGGAUUGAAUUACCUUUUGAAUUAACCUGUUUUUAAUUAGGCUUCAUAACAUGAUAAUAAAUCGAAUUCAUUUCAAUAGAUUUGGAAAAGAAUUUGAGGGGUACUUACCGUCAGGAGGGGGCAGAGCUUAUAAGCGAACGUAGUUUUUUUGUUUACAGGUAGCUGGGCCUAUAACUGGGAGUUCUUAUAAGUGUGUGUGUGUGUGUGUUAAGGGAGGAAGGGGUGGGGGGAGUGACGGGAAUUAUUUAUGACUGCGUUGUUUGAUAUUUUAUCCUAUUCUUUUUUAAUUUUUAGUCAUUUUGCGACUCAAAACAAAAACGAGAAAAGUUUUGCAAAGAUACCCUGGACCUGUGGGAAAAGAGUGGGAUUACUGUACGUAAGUGCCUCUACAACUGCUGCUCUGAAGACAGGUGUAACGGACCCCAUGGCUCAGGUUUCGGAAGCAAUCACAAACGCUCUCCUUUGAUCACUUCGUUUCAGAUCGUGUCUUUGGUUUUUGCAAAUUUUUUAAAUUACUAAGACAACACGAAAAGGCCAC
This is a messenger RNA of Porites lobata, 5478 nucleotides long. The record is from the annotation of a GenBank genome assembly. Lineage: Eukaryota; Metazoa; Cnidaria; Anthozoa; Scleractinia; Poritidae.